This is a messenger RNA of Stegastes partitus (bicolor damselfish), 1669 nucleotides long. RefSeq names its product UPF0676 protein C1494.01. The transcript has 7 exons. Lineage: Eukaryota; Metazoa; Chordata; Actinopteri; Pomacentridae. Bases 192 to 1127 code for a protein of 311 amino acids. The record is from RefSeq and is a predicted model, not a curated record.
GCACCUCCACAACACACCUGCGCUCAGCAUCCAAAGGUGAGGGGCGUCGCUGCAGCGUCAACCUGCGUCAUCCGGAGCUGCUCUCCCAUUGGCUGGACAGCGUCAGAUGACGGACAGUAACAGACGCUGAAAAACCGCAAGUUCUGAAAAAUUUUAAGAAACUCUGCAAAUCUGACGGUACAGGUUCGAAGAUGAGCAUCCCGGUGGUAGACUUCAGCGCCUACAGGCUCAGUGAGAAACAUGUUAAUGACGAACAGCUGCAGGAGCUGGGCGCAGAGCUGAAAACUGCCUUCACACAGGUCGGGUUUGUUUAUCUGAAGAACUCCGGGAUCACGCAGGAGGAGGUGGACCGUGUCAUGGACAUAUCCAAGAAGUUCUUCCUGCAGCCAGAUGAACUGAAACAGCCCUUCUGCAGGAAAAGCUUCUCUAUCAAUCCAAACCAUGGCUGGGUGUCCCUGGAAACUGAGAAGUUGAAUCCACGAAGACCUGGAGACCUAAAGGAGGCAUUCAACGCUGCUUCACUUCAUCCAGACAUAAAAUGGCCGUCAUCAGGUGCUGUAACUGGUUUCCAGGAGAUCCAGAUGUCUUUCUUCCAGAGCUGUAAAGAGCUGAGUCUGCGGGUGCUGAGGGUGAUGGCCCUCGGUCUGGAUAUGGACCCGGAUGUGUUUCUAAGUGCACACCGUUUAAUAGGAACUGACGAGAACGGCACAACUCUGCGGUCCCUCUACUACCCACCAGUGAACAGCGAGAAAGCAAAGGAAGGUCAGCUGCGAUGUGGAGAGCAUUCAGACUACGGCAGCAUCACUCUGUUGUUCCAGACCUCUGAAGGGCUGCAGGUCCGUACGCGUUCAGGUGAAUUUGUCUCUGCUCCCUGUAUCCCCGGAGCCAUCCUCAUUAACAUCGCUGACCUGAUGCAGCGCUGGACCAGUGAUCAGUUUGUCUCUGUGAUCCACAGGGUUUUGCUGCCUCCUGUUGGAGACUCCAGCACCCGUCAGUCUCUGGCUUUCUUUGUCCAACCCGAUGAUGAGGCUCUGAUCACCUGCUGCGACGGCUCAAACAAAUACCCACCAGUGGCCGCAGGCGCCUACCUCAUUGAGCGCCUAAGCCAGUCAUAUAUAGAAAACUGAAUGUACAUGGAGGAGUUUGCUCAUUUACACAAUUGUCAUUUGUCCAUAUACCAUUGACCUUCAGUGGUAUUACUUUUAACUUUUUUAUAUUUUUUAAUGGUGAUUUGAAUUUGAACAUGAUUGUGUUUUUAAGAUAAUCAGUGUGUAUGAUUAAAAAAAAGAAGAGACAGAAAUAUUACACUUGCAAGCUCAUUCAAAUUUAUUGUCAACAUUCAAACUUUCUACAACAUUUUCAUGAAUUUGUUAUACUAGAUGUUGGUUGGACAGAUUUUACUUCUUUGUUUAAAGGGGUGUAAACAAACUUAGAGUAGCAAGCAGAUACAGCAGGGUACAGAGAGGUGGUUGUUUUUCCAACUGUGUUUAUAUUCUAAUUUUAUUUCUUAUAUUAAUCUGAUAUAAAGAGUCUGUUUUUUAUGCUGCGCUUCUUUGUGGAGAUUAACUCAGGUUUCCUAUCUCCAAUGACACAGAUGAGGCCAAGUCGAAGCUGCUGAUGCCUCGUUUACAGUGAUGUGGACAUUAAAUAAAAGUUCUCUAAUAUUGAA